Entamoeba invadens IP1 is the source of this 594-nucleotide messenger RNA. Its product is annotated as GTP-binding protein ryH1, putative. The transcript has 4 exons. The record is from RefSeq and is a predicted model, not a curated record. NCBI's taxonomy places the organism in Eukaryota, Evosea, Mastigamoebida, Endamoebidae. The coding region runs from base 1 to 594 and encodes 197 amino acids. Gene Ontology annotation, molecular function: GTPase activity; GTP binding.
AUGAAUCCAACACGUAAGUACAAAGUUGUUUUUAUUGGCGACUCAUCUGUAGGGAAGACAUGCAUCAUCGGCAGAUUCAUGAGCGGAAUGUUUGUGAACGAAUAUGAAGCAACAGUGGGCACUGAUUUCAGUUCGAAACUGGUAACUGAUGACAAAACAAAGCAAACAGUACAACUUCAGAUUUGGGACACUGCAGGACAAGAGAAAUAUCACAGUUUAAUACCUUCCUAUAUUCGAGAGAGUCGAGUAGCUGUAGUUGUUUAUGAUAUUAGUGAUCGAGACUCUUUCAAUGAUCUCGACGAGUGGAUUUCUUUGGUGAAAUCCGAAGAGAAGAAAGACGUCUUUCUGUUUCUCGUGGGCAACAAGAACGAUAUUGGCAAACGAGAAGUGACACAGAAAGAAGCUCUCGACAAAGCCGAUUACUAUCAAUGCCAAAGUUUUGAGACAAGCGCAAAAGAGAAUUGUAACAUCACGGAGUUGUUCAAAGCCAUUACAGAAAGACUUUGUUCGAUUGAACCCAUUUCCGAGGAUUCAGUGGAGACGGUGAGUAUAACUGAGAGUAACAGCGUGAAUACAAAAUUUAAGUGUUGUUAA